Messenger RNA from Rotaria socialis, 1428 nucleotides. Lineage: Eukaryota; Metazoa; Rotifera; Eurotatoria; Philodinida; Philodinidae. The record is from the annotation of a GenBank genome assembly.
AUGGCUCAAGAAAAAGGUUUAAAUGCACUACAGUAUGCAACAUUUGCAGAUGAUUAUGAUGUUUAUGUUGACUAUGGAAGAGGAGGACCAAUUAGAAUGCGUAAUAACGAACAAGUAUUUAUUGAUGUAGAAAAAUUUCUUACUGAACAAACUCGUCUACCAAAAUCGAUUAAUAAUAUAAAAUCAUAUGGUUAUCUGAGCACAAAUGUAUUUAACAAACAUGGAACAAUGAUUAAGAAUAAUGAUCCAUAUGAUUCAAGAAAAACAUACGACGAUACUUUUUCGUCUGAUAUUUCAUCGUAUUCAAAUUAUCGUCAAUAUGAUGAAGAAAAUAAAAAUCGGAAAAGUAAUUCUAGUCAUGUAACCGUAUUUACACCUGAUCGUUCGUAUCGUUAUUCAUCUCGUAUUGAACAAAAAAUAGUCUAUAAUGAAAAUUGGUUAUCAAAAAACGAACACAAUAUACGAGUCGCUGCAUUUAUUGAUCGACUCCAUGAAAAAUGUAUUACAAAUUAUACACAAGUAUCUAACGAGUGCAAGUCAUCACGUUGUAAUAAACUACCUGUUGACGAAAAUAAUCAUAGAAAAGCCAGUGUAGAUAAAACUGAACGAAAUUUAUCAUUACGUAUUGCUGUUAAUGGUGCAUCGAAAUCUUGGCAAGGAAAAUCACCAUUAUUGAAUUCAAAUUUAACGAAUGGUGAUUUUGGUGAUGAUGCUGGAAUGGCGGUUGAAAAUAAAAACUUUUGUUUUGUUGGUCUAGCCGAUGGUGCCGGUGGAAAUCGUUCCUAUGGAAUAAAUCCAGCUGAUUUUUCUCGAGCUAUUUUAUCUGCUUGCGAAAAUAUUAUCAAUCGAAAUAAUUUCAAACCCGAUCAAUUACCACGUUUGAUUAAAUCAGCCAUGGAACAAGUCGAAGCAACAGACGUUCAAGGCAGUAGUACAUUAUGUUUACUUGCGUUGGAUAAACAAGAACGUACAUUAACAUCAUUAAAUAUUGGUGAUAGUGGAUUUGUUAUUUUUCGUGAUAAUGAAUUAUAUUCUCAAUCAACAUGUACGAUGAAUUCAAAUGGAUGUGUACCACGACAACUCUUUGCGUUAAAUGGCCCAAUAAGGUUGCCUUGUUUUCUCAAUGAAAGUCAAAUUUUAAAAGAUGGCUCAUUAGAAACAGUUAAAGUUCGCCAAGGCGAUAUUAUUAUUUUAUCUUCUGAUGGUUUAUGGGAUGUAAUUAAAUCUGAACAAUUAAAACAAAUUAUUGAACGUACUAAAAAUAAAAAUCUACAACAGCUGGCUGAUGAUCUUCUUCAGCAUGCAGUUAAUGGUAUAUUUAGUACGAUGUUUCUAAUUCAAUAUAAUACUUCGUGCGACUUUCUAGGUUAUAUGGCUAAUAGUCGAGAUGAUAUUUUAGUCAUCGUAUGUCGAGUGGAUGAAUCUUAA